Messenger RNA from Durusdinium trenchii, 1880 nucleotides. NCBI's taxonomy places the organism in Eukaryota, Dinophyceae, Suessiales, Symbiodiniaceae. The record is from the annotation of a GenBank genome assembly.
UCGUCGUAGCAUAGCUUUGUCUUUCCCAAUAUGACGUUUUCAGUUGAUGAGAUCUAUGAUCUGCCAGACCUGCAGGCUCCAGGCGUUGUUGGGGUGGCCCAUGCAAGAGAUCUGCAGAGCAAGUGUCGUUGCUUCAUGGCAGAACUCCUGAUGCUUUGACUUUGAGAAGCCAAGCUCAACAUUGGACUCUCUCAGCUCCGACCGGAAAAUUGUAUAUAUAUGGCUGAGUCGCUGAGUCGCUGAGUACUGAACGCCGCGAACGUAAUCAGCUGAGAGCGCACCAUGUCCGGACCUUAAGUGCUUACUGUUUAAGGCAAGCGUCCAAAACCGCAAUUGGAGAAACAUAGCUUUCGAGAUCGUAUAGAUUUGGCUUUCGCGUGAUUUCGAUCUGCCAGAUAUACUCACAUCACAAAGCAAGUGCGACGUUCCUUGGCAAUACCUGAGUACGAACACGUCACGGUUGGCACCCGUCACUGAACAAGGUUCCAAAUUUGCCGCGGAAGUAAAUAGCGACUUCUCAAGCACCCACUGGGGGCACUAUAGUACACAUACAUGCGACGAAGUGAAGAUACUGAAAGUCUCAAAGGCUUUUAGUACUCUAUCUAUCCGAAACUUGUUCAUUUGCGGGACAUCAUUGCGCAAGCGGCUCGUCAUCCAUCGUUUCCUCUCCUUCAAGGAAGUAGCCGAGGUUGCGAAGUGCUGGCGUAACGAAAUUGCUUGGCUGCUAUCAUGAUGGAAUACAGUGAAGCAUUGCAAGAAGAUGCACUUAAACUCCGGUAGUUGACGAUCUAGGCUAGUCUGAGUCUGUCUGCCUGUAAUCGGAUCAGAACAUGGUAUUUAAGCAAAACAGGAGUGCUCCUUCUUUUGUCUUCGCGUACGCGUACAUCUCGCAGAACCGCCACACAUGUUCGUACAUCAGCUACGCAUGUGGACAAAUGUCAAAGGUAUGGGAUCACCAUACUUGUGCCCUGGCACCAUUGCCAAAAAGGAAUGGACAUGGAUGGAAAUGGUGGGUUUGCGCAUGCUGUGGAGAGGCACCUUCUUUCGGGGCAUAAUAUUUGUCAGAGGCGUUCGAAGUCCGAGGAUGCACAUAGACUUGACUGGCAGGAUCGAAAGAGAAACCACCGUCUGCGUACAGCCAGUCAGUGACCGGUCAGCUUUCUGCAACGUGGCUCACAUUUGCAGGCCUUUUUCCGCGAUUGGUGAGUUGCAAAGGACGGAAUGCAAGGACGGAACCUGUAGAGAUUGGUACGAGAAAACACUUUUGGAGAAUCAGAGAGUCGCUUCUCUUUGCAAUUUCUUCCCAUGGUUUGCUGUUGCUGUGCUUUUAUUGUAUAUAUAUAUAUAUAUAUCGAGCAUCUCAGCUCCGUCCAUAGUGUGAGAUUUGGUGUGUGAAUGGCAAAGCUUUGGGCCGAGUGGCUUUGUGUACUCCAUCUUUGCCGGAAGAACAAUAACUCGCUCUAUCUCGCUCUCCGUUCUGCAAAGGUGACCAGCUGCAACAAAAUUCAAUCACACUCUUCUAAAGCCGAAACUAUGCCUGCUUUGGCAGUUUGACCGUGAUGGCGCACACACCUCCGCCGCCUGGACUUCUGCACCCUUCGUUCCCUAAUCGAGCCAAAGAGAUCCCAUUGAGAUUGAUGCUCGCAGGAGAAAAUGCGUGGCUGGGUUGAUUUGGAGUAAGAUACAAGCUGCGCACGCAGUUUCCAUGGAAAAAGUUCAGACUCAAAUCUGGCGAGACUUGGUUUCUGCGCGCACGUAACAUGGCAGACAUCCAAAACCAUGUUCGAAGUGCGUGAAUGCACAAAGAUAGGACUGGGGAGUCUGUCGACCGGCUUGGAUUGAAAAACACGGACGACGAGCGAGGCAUCUGAAAGCCAAGA